This is a messenger RNA of Phytophthora sojae, 888 nucleotides long. RefSeq lists its product as hypothetical. The transcript has 6 exons. The record is from RefSeq and is a predicted model, not a curated record. The coding region runs from base 1 to 888 and encodes 295 amino acids. Lineage: Eukaryota; Oomycota; Peronosporomycetes; Peronosporales; Peronosporaceae.
AUGACCACCCUGCGACGGGGUUCCAGCGUGCUGAAGCCCGGUGUUCGUGAAAGACAGCGCGAGUUGGAGACGGUCAUAACAAAAUACGAGCUUUUGCUCGUGAUCGGCCGAACCAAGAACCCUGACUUCGAAUCGAUCGAUCUACCCCAAAUCAUCUUCCGUCUUGCAGAAUGCCGACUCUAUUUGAUUCGCCUUCAACGAACAGCGUGGCAGAUCGAUCAGCACGCAGAGCAGCCCACCCAGCCUAGUAGGGAUGAUAUGGAAGAUGAAGCCGUUGACUCGGCUGAAACAAUGCAGACCACACUCCAUGAUAUGCUAGAGAAGACUCGACGAUUGUACCAGCUUCCAGAGGUGAUCAGAAGUGUUUUGUCUGUGCAGGGAGAAGUGCAAGUGCUAAUUGAAACCGGAGAGCUGUUCACAUUUUGUGGGAACCAUGCAAAUGCGAUGGCUGCAUAUGCGGAGGGGAUUCGACUGUGCUACAAUAUCGAAGACGAAGCGACCGAGGCGAUUAUGACGUCGAAAUUGCGGAAGCUUCAGCGCCAUGCAGACGCUGCAGUUCGCGGGGAGGCGCUCGUGGUCAAACGUGCUUCGGAUGGCGAUAACAAUGCUGAGAGCGAGCGAAGUAAGCUGAAAGCAGCAUUUGAGAAGGUUGCUGAUGCCAACGGAUUUCUGGUGAAGGCCCAGCUUCAAGUGUUGUCGGAAGAGUUGGGCAUGCAAGUGGCUUUAACCGCAAGUGAAAUCGACAAGAUGUGGAUGCAGAUGCAGCAGCAUGUCAAGAACGCGAGCAGACAAGAUGACGCUCAGAUAUCAAGCGAGAUUUCGUUUGAGACCUUCUGGAGAUGGUGGGUAUCUAACGCCGUGUACGACCACAUGAGUCACCAGCUUUGA